GGUGGCUGAGGGCGGCGCCUAGGACACAGUUGCAGUCCUGGCGGAGCGUUUGUGGCCCAUUCUCUCCAGGGCACCAGGCCUGUGGUCAGUUCCGCUGCCGGCCACCGGGUGGCAGUGCUGGUCAAGCCCUCCAGCCUCCAGAGCCGGUCUUCCCAGGCGGCGUGGAUGCUUCCUGACUCACCAGCUCCGCCAGAACGACAUUGUUAGGGCUGGAAGGGCUUAGCCAACAUAACACGAAGACGCAAUUUAUGUAUGAUUUGAGGGUCCGAUUGGAAGGGUUUUUUUGUACAUCUACACACCUGUGUGACCACGAUCAAGGUGCAGGACGUUUCCAGCUCCCCAGAGGCUUCCCGUGUCCCUGCCGAUCACUACCUCCCAAAGGCAGCCUUGUCCUGCUUCGAACACCACGGAUGGGUUUUGCCUGAACUUCCUAUGAAUGGCAGCACGCGGUGCUCUUUGGGUCUUCCCUUACAUCAGCCUCACGGCUGUGAGGUUUAUCCACGUCGUUGCAGACGCCAAGGCGCCCCGAGAGGCACUUCGCUUCCAUGCCGAGGCCAAGGGCGCACAGGUGCGUCUGGACACGCGUGGCUGCAUCGCGCACAGGCGCACCACGUUCCACGACGGCAUCGUGUUCAGCCAGCGGCCGGUGCGCCUGGGCGAGCGUGUGGCGCUGCGAGUGCUGCGGGAGGAGAGCGGCUGGUGCGGCGGCCUCCGCGUGGGCUUCACGCGCCUGGACCCCGCGUGCGUGUCCGUGCCCAGCCUGCCGCCCUUCGUGUGCCCCGACCUGGAGGAGCAGAGCCCGACGUGGGCGGCCGUGCUGCCUGAGGGCUGCGCGCUCACUGGGGACGUGGUCCGCUUCUGGGUGGACCGCCGCGGCCGCCUCUUCGCCAAGGUCAACGCCGGCUGCCGGCUCCUGCUGCGUGAGGGCGUGCCCGUCGGCGCCCCGCUCUGGGCCGUGAUGGACGUGUACGGGACCACUAAGGCCAUCGAGCUGCUGGAUCCCACAGCCAGCCGGCUCCCAACAGCCAUGCCAUGGGACCUCAGCAACAAGGCUGUGCCUGAGCCCAAAGCCACACCAGGAGAGGAGUGUGCCAUCUGCUUCUAUCACGCUGCCAACACCCGCCUUGUGCCCUGCGGCCACACAUACUUCUGCAGAUACUGUGCCUGGCGGGUCUUCAGCGAUACGGCCAAGUGCCCUGUGUGCCGCUGGCAGAUAGAGGUGGUAGCCCCUGCGCAGGGCCCUCCUGCUCUGAGGGUUGAGGAAGGCUCAUGAAAGGAGGCUUCCCAGUAUGAGUGGCAGCCCGGGCCUAGAUCUGAGUCUGGCCCCUGCAGAGGAAGGAGGCGCAGCCCUACCUUCUUUCUGGGGAAGAGUCAGAAAGGCUGAUUAGCAAGAGGUGCGGCAGAGAGAGGAAGGCAGGGAGGUGCUGUCUGCUGCCUCCACCUGUUCCCCAACAGGAUAGCAAGGAAAAACCCCUCUUUCUGUCCAUGCCAGAACUAUCCUUCUGAUGGGGUGCUUUGUUUAGAGAUGGGGUGGCCCAAUCCCCAAUCAGUUUUACGUCUGAGGGAGUUCAGGUAUCUGUUGUGUCUGGUGAAGCCCUGUACCUCCUGGGUAUUGAAGAACCUGGACUUGAAGCAGGAGGUAUCUGCAUGGAAUGUAUAAAGUUCCACGUGGAAGCUGGGUUGCCUCCCACAAGUCCCCAGUAGAGUGGAUCUGUAGUUACCCGCCCUGCCUCCCUUUCAGGGUGGUCAUGAGGUCCCAGAGAGACCAUGCAUCUGAAGAUGAUUUAAAACAUGAAAGUGUAUUGUUGUCACUGUGGUAAUUUCCUUGCCAGUUUCUGAGAUAUCAAAAUAAAGUUUGUGUUUCCUGAAUGA
Messenger RNA from Pan troglodytes (chimpanzee), 1872 nucleotides. It is a transcript of the gene NEURL3, whose product is annotated as neuralized E3 ubiquitin protein ligase 3. Gene Ontology annotation, cellular component: early endosome. The transcript is spliced from 4 exons. The record is from RefSeq and is a predicted model, not a curated record. Gene Ontology annotation, molecular function: ubiquitin protein ligase activity. Gene Ontology annotation, biological process: ubiquitin-dependent endocytosis. NCBI's taxonomy places the organism in Eukaryota, Metazoa, Chordata, Mammalia, Primates, Hominidae. The coding region runs from base 437 to 1273 and encodes 278 amino acids.